Messenger RNA from Oreochromis aureus, 1783 nucleotides. RefSeq lists its product as uncharacterized. NCBI's taxonomy places the organism in Eukaryota, Metazoa, Chordata, Actinopteri, Cichliformes, Cichlidae. The transcript has 4 exons. The coding region runs from base 90 to 365 and encodes 91 amino acids. The record is from RefSeq and is a predicted model, not a curated record.
UUUGAUGCAACGAAGCGAUCAGCUCAUAUCUACUACAGCGUCAGGCCGAGGGGCCCUUCUCCAGCAACCGGGCACUCUGUGGGAUCGUCAUGGGAAACUGUGCUUCAGGAAAGAAGAAAGAGAAAGGGGAUUCUGAACCAGAUGAUAAGACCGUGAAUGACAAGCCCAAUGAAGAUGUAACGUAUGCUUCUAUUAACCACGAGAACGCCAAAGGAGCAAGACAAGGCAGACCACCGACAAACCAGAUCACCGACGACGACUGCGACUAUGCUACAGUUAAUAUUCCUGAAGCACUUCAACCUCACUCUGAAUCUGAGUGCUCAUCUAAAGACGAAUGUGCAGAUGAUUAUGUACUUAUGGGGUAAACAGACGGAAGUGGAAACAUUUGUUCGGUCAAGUCAGUUACAGAAAAAUGUCUGAUGCCGGAAAAAAGGCAUGCAAGAACUUGUUUGCACUUGAAUUGUCACUUUACUUUUUAUAUUUUUAGCUUAAUCAAGAGCAGAUCUUGAUCAUCAAAGAAACUGCCAAAAAGAGAAGAUUCACAGACAACAACAGCUGAUUGCGGAAGCAUGUACAUUAACCAGAAAGAAGUUUCUCUCCACAAAUGAAGAAACGUUGUAACCAGAACAUGGUGGUGGUGUUCCUUCCUCAAGAAGACAAACUCACAUUGCAGACGAACCCGUGAGAGACAAUACGAUUCUUGAGACAUUGGGACAUUACUAAAAGAUUUGAAAACUAAGAAGAAAGCCAGUAAGCUUCCAUCAAUUCUGGACCUCUCUGAGAAGAGCGAUGCAACCAAAUCAGGAAAUACAGAAGUUUGUGGCAUGCACUUACUACUUACAUGUGAAUCGAUGAAAUCUUAAAGCCACCAUGUGUGACAUUUUAAUGUGAAUUUGAAAAUGUUCCAAACAGAAGUUUUAUUUUGUUUUGUAUCUUUAGCUCUGUGUGUGGUUACGUGAUUUAUGUUUUGGCCCCAAAUUCCUAAAACAUCGAGGCAUUAGCACAAAUUCAAAACUUGCUCCUCUUUAAAGAGAAGUUUCGCUGAAGAAACUCAGCCACACCUUGGCACACCACAACUGAAAAUCUGAAAAUGUGCACCGCAUUCUCAGACAUUCUCACCAAACAUUUUGCUUGCAUAGGAAAGAAAAGUGGAUCAAGAACUGGUAUUUUGUGGUUUAAUAGCGUGCAUGUGCAACAAUAAUGGCAGAACUGUUUGGGGGUUUUUGAGAGACAAAUUUGUUGAUAUGAAUGCAUCUGCUGUAAGGUGCUGUGCAGGAAGGUUUGAUCAUUAUCUAGAGUCUGUUGCAGGUGGUUAGUGUUGAUACAAUGCCAACUCUUUGCUGCAUCAUUAACCAGUUUCACAACACCCCAUAUUGAGUUCCCUCAGAAAGCGUUUUAAAACUUAAUACUGCCCAAAUGUGCAACCAAAUACCAAAACCGUUUGUAAAAUUUGAUGUAUUGCCACAUUAUAGAACGAUAGUCCAGACCACACAUUUUAAUACAUAGUCAGAAGCAUUUUACAGCAUGUAAGAAGCAACCACGAGUCCCAAUAUACUACAAACACACCGAAAGGCUGAGAAGUUGUUGGUUUUUUUUAAUUCCUUGUUUGUUUGUUUGUUCUUUGAGAGAUUGUUGUUCUUUGAGAGAUUGUUUUUAUGUGCCUUUUUAUUUGAAUCUGUCUAAUCAACAGAAUUAUUUAUACAUUUAACUUUAUGGCAGAGUACUGUUAUUUACCUUAUCUGUUUUUAUUAUGCUGUAUGAAUAAACUGCAUGUCUGAAAACU